AUGUUUUGCCUAUGCGCCAAGAAUACUAGACGAUCUUUUGAAGAAGUUGCUACAAGACAAAUUAGUCAAGUCAAAACAAUAGUUAACGAUCGUUGGGCGGCAAUAAAAAUCGGUGCUUAUUCAAAACACCUUCUGCGUUGGCUUCGAUAUUUUUCAAAGCAACAAUUGCAUUUGGUAAGCGGAGAUGAGUUGAUUAAAUCUCCUUACGAAGAAAUCCAAGCCCUUGAGAGUUUUUUGAACCUUACUCCAUUCAUCAAACGGGAACAUUUUAUUUUUAACAAAACGAAAGGAUUUUAUUGUUUUGACAAACAAAUUAGCGAGCCAGUGCAAAUGAGCAAAACUGACAAGAUUAAUCUACAUUGUUUGGGUAGUGAGAAAGGAAGAUCACACGUAGUUGUUUCAGAAAAAAUCCUAGCUAUGCUUCGCGAUUAUUAUCGGCCUUUUAACAAGGAAUUGUACACUUUAGUGGGAAGAGAUUUCGGUUGGCCUUGAAGACAUUUAACAGAAACAUGAAACAUGUAUUAUAUUCGCCAUCAAAAGAUGUUUUAUUUAACAGGAAGUUGAGCAAUUAAUAUUUAAUAUUUUUUACACAAAAAAUA
This is a messenger RNA of Xenia sp. Carnegie-2017, 599 nucleotides long. RefSeq names its product heparan sulfate glucosamine 3-O-sulfotransferase 3B1-like. Bases 1 to 492 code for a protein of 163 amino acids. Gene Ontology annotation, molecular function: [heparan sulfate]-glucosamine 3-sulfotransferase activity. The transcript is spliced from 2 exons. The record is from RefSeq and is a predicted model, not a curated record. NCBI's taxonomy places the organism in Eukaryota, Metazoa, Cnidaria, Anthozoa, Malacalcyonacea, Xeniidae.